Molecule: messenger RNA, 8066 nt
Organism: Oncorhynchus kisutch (coho salmon)
Lineage: Eukaryota; Metazoa; Chordata; Actinopteri; Salmoniformes; Salmonidae
Product: zinc finger protein 385C-like
Exons: 10
Coding region: 49-1917 (622 amino acids)
Cellular component (GO): nucleus
Molecular function (GO): nucleic acid binding; zinc ion binding
Source: RefSeq, a predicted model, not a curated record
UGGGCUUUCGGCUUUGACAGUCAGUCUUGUCACACAUCGUUUCGAAAGAUGUUGGGUACGGACGACCACAGGGACAAUCUGAAACGGAACGGGACAGGAAGGAAGCGUCCGUUCAGCCCACCCUCAGUGUUAGAGAUGGAGGAGGACAGGAGCGGGUUAGGAGUGGGGAUGGGGUUGACUGUGGACAGCGAGGUGUGCUGUGACCCCCAGGAGGAGGGUGUAGUCCUGGGGGAGCAGCCAGGUCCAGUUGGGGGCGCCCUGCCCUCCUCUGACCACAGCAGGCCCAAGAGGGAGAGGAAACAGCGCAGUUAUACACUGUGUGACGUGUGUAACAUCCAGCUCAACUCCCCAGCCCAGGCCCAGAUACACUACAACGGCAAGUCUCACCAGAAGAGACUCAAACAGAUGAGCAACGGGAAGGUCCAGCACGGCAACACAGGCACCUCUGCCCAGGGCAACCCCCUCCUGGCCUCCCUGCCUGUCCCGGGACGGCCCCUGCAGCCUCACCUCGACCUCAAGCACUUCCUGCCUUUCAGGCUCAAUGGAUCGUCCCCCCUCAGCCUCUUCCCUAACUUCAGCACAAUGGACCCGGUGCAGAAGGCGGUGAUCAACCACACGUUUGGCGUCCCUCAGCCACUCAAGAAGAAACAGAUCAUCUCCUGUAACAUCUGUCACCUGCGCUUCAACUCCCCGAACCAGGCAGAAGCACACUAUAAGGGGCAUAAACAUGCCCGGAAGCUGAAAGCCAUGGAGGCCCAGAAGAACCGUCAGCGUCGACUUGGGGAAGCCACAUCCACAGGCAGGGAGAGAGACCGGGAACGAGACCGAGAACGGGACAGAGAGAGGGCUAAGACUGCUGCGACUGUUACACUUCCCACUGAGACCCUCCCCGCACUCAUGGACACAGGCCCGAUGGAGGCAACGAAUCUGCUGCCUGCUGACCUGGAGCGAGUGGUGAAUUGUGAGGCUGUGAAGCUGGGCGAGAGCCCUGGCAGCAGCAGCUCUGUGAUGCUGACUCCUGUAUCUGAGGUGUCCUCCAUGGAGCUGGCCACCCUGUCCCCCGGGCCCCAGGGAGAGGUGUCCCCCUCCUCCCAGGCCUCAGAGAGCGGAGCCUCAGAUGCCAGUGGCCCCGAGCAGGGCCCAGAGGCCCCUGGAACAGCCCUGGAGUCAGGCAGCCAGCCGGACACCUCCAGAACAGAGGGGGGUGAGGAGGUCAAGGACCCCAAGAGGAUCAAGCCACACCUCCACUGUCCCGUGUGCAAGGUCACUGUCAACUCUACGUCCCAGCUGGAGGCACACAACAGUGGUACGAAGCACAAGCAGAUGCUGGAGGGCCAGAGCGUCCAGCCGCGGCGCCGGGGGAAGGUGGCGGGGGCUGGGGGGCGCUCGGCCUGCAAGAGCAAGCGCCUGGGCACCAAGGGCAGCGUGGGGGUGCCCAGCAAGAACUUCCACUGCGAGGUGUGUGAGAUCUAUGUCAACUCGGAGACCCAGCUCAGCCAGCACAUGAACAGCAGGAGACACAAGGACCGUCUGGCAGGAAAGCCCCCCAAACCCAAAUUCAGCCCCCACAACAAGAGCCAGCCCACCUCCAGCUUAUCGAAUGUGAGAUGGGCUGGGUAUGCAGGCGGGGCCGUGUCUGCCAUGAAGAAAAUGUUCAGCCAGUACAACCUCACCUCUCUCUCUACUCAGACCAAACUGGCCUUCCAGAAGCAGCUGACCAAGAGCCUGACCACUGGCUUCCUGCCUAGCCCCCUCACCCAGCCCACCUUGUGCACCAUGGCAACCAAUCCUCUGGCUCUGCGCCACCCGGCGGGCACCACCUUCUUUCAGACGCCCUUCCUGAGCCCCACCUUGUUCCGGCCCGCCCCGGGGCCCCUGAGGGCCACGCACCCCUCCAUCAUCUUCUCCCCUUAUUAAUGACACAGUACAGCCCCCCGUCCCUCUGUCCCCCUCUGCUAACCCUCUUGCCCCGCCUCCAUUACUGUGACUCACAUGACGAGGGCCACGCCACGCACAAACUAUGCAGACCACAGGAGCCAGGAUGGAGAGAACAGAGAGAACGAGGCUAACAACUGCUCCGGUCAGGGAGGACACACCCCCAAGACCCCGCCUCCUCUCCACCACGCCCCAUCUGUCUGCUCCUUCUCCUGUGGUUGGUGGCCUGAGGAACAGGACACAUCUCCAGGGCAUACUGGUGCAGUCAGGAGGCCUCUCUCUUACACAGCCAUUUCAUGGGUCGAUUUGGUUUGGAUUCUUAAUAUUAUUGUGUAAUUUAUUAGAGAACAAAAAUAGAUGUAUCUGUUUAGUGUGGUUGCCACAAAUAAGGUCCCUUUACGUCAUGCUACUCCUCAGAACAUUGUUUCUAUUAUUGGUUGGCUUGCUUUUUGUUGUUGUGGGUCGAUAUUGGGGAUGUUAGCAGGUGAGCCCAAUGCUCUCUGAGCUUGUGACUGUCUUCAGCCAUAUGUGGACCUGCAGCUCUGCAGACUUACGGACCCAAGUCUAUGAGUGGGAUCUGUCAGAACUAUAUGAACUCAUAUUUUUCCACCAACACCCUUCCACCAAGCCCCUAUCUCCCAAACCCUGUUACUGGGCUCUUGUCAUUGGAACCCAGAGCUCUAAAUUGAUGUGCAGAAUAGAUGCUGAAGCCCUUUCUCUCUCUCUCUCUCUCUCUCUCUCUCUUUCUCUUUCUCUCACUCUCUUUGAGUCACAGCCCAACAUGGCCUUUCAUAAUUCAUUUUUUACCCUGCAUUCUCAGAAUUAAGCACUCAUUAAGGUCCUGAAAAGGUCAGCUUGUCAACUUGAUUUUGUCUCAAGUUGCAGAUCUGCCUCAUUAAAGAUCUUUGCUCCGUAGCAGCGCUGGUGCAUUGGUUCUGACUGUCUCUAUUUCUCCCGUUGCGGAACGGGCAGCACAAAAUCAUUUUUAAAAGCCUGGCUGUCUUAUAUUGUAAUCUGCCAUGGUUCCCUGUAUCCCAGUGAUUUUAUUGUGCUUGAUCCCCCAAUUGUACUCCCUGAGCCAUAGUCCUUAAUUUUCUCUUGAGCUAUCUCAGCAGGAGCUGAUGGGUAGCAGUGAAUGACAAUUUCCCCUUGCUCAAAAAAAAAAAACACUAAGGGGUGGAAAUUACUUGAUGGGUUUACAAUCCUCAAUUAAAGGUUUCCACUGUGCAGAGAGAUGUGUGGAUGAUGGGGGUGUGAGAACACAUUUCCCAGAUCACUGAUUGGAUCAUCAGGAAUGGAGGGAAAGAAACAAAGCACAGUGCCAUGGCAACCACAUUAAAAGCACCUUAAACAGAUUUACUUAUGAAAGCAAUGAAAAUAUGUUCUAGUUUUUUUGUUGUUAUUCCUGGUGUGAUUUUUCAUAAACUCAUGCCAGUUUGAUUGAGCAUUUCUCAAUCACACAUACAAUCAACUUGUAACGAUUCAAUUGUAUCGUUGUCAUUAUCCAUGAGACAGGUCUGAAUCUAAAUCUCAGAUCUAGUUACAUUUUUAAAGCUAUAUGUUCAAUCAAUGUGUCUAUGUUUCGAACGGUUAUACAGUAGGAGAAUAUAGGAUGUUGGGGAGGUGGCUUUAUCUGAUUCUGAACAAUGUAUCUGUACCUCUACAGAGAUGCUCUACAGCCUACCGUACUGUAUUUGAAAGGCCAAUUCCAAGUGGCCAGUGCUAAGAGUCAUUUGAACUGAUGGGUUAUUGUGAUGCGGUUUCCCUUGAUGGUCAAUCUCAUGUUCAUGUUGUGACUGUGGGUUGAGCUAAGCUAUAAAUAGCAGCUCUCAUACUGUGGGAUGGAUGUUUCAGCCCUCUCUCUGUGUUGACAUUGCUGGGCUUUCACCUUACAGAGGAGCAUUACACAGCUAUUAUAUGGAUUUCACAGAACAGCCAGUGUUAUUGAUGUCUCAAGCGCAGUAGAACACAUAAUCACAUUCCCAUGCCCCUCUCUCCUAAACAAGUAGACCCACCUUGAAACGAACACUCAAUAGCUCCCACCAGACCAGACCCAAUACUUGGGGCUCCUGAUUUAUCCCAACACCAACUCUCUUUGCUGGUUUAUUACCAAACCCAACACUAACACCCAACCAGUCUACUUUAGCAACAGCAAAAUGGGGAAAAUCCUAUGCAGUUGUUCCCUUCAGUUCAGUCAGUGCAAUAGUAUUUCCAUGUGUGUGACGCAGCAGCGCCACCUGCAGCGAAGACCAUGUUAUGGCCCUUCUAGAUCAAACCCAGCACUGUCUCUCCUCCAUCUUUUCGAAUCUCUUUGAUUCUGUACAUGUUUCUGAGGCCUUUGUCUUUGGGAAUAUGAAACCAAGCCGUCAGGUCUCUUUGCCAUACCAAUGUGAUUCUCUCCAGUCACAGUAAGUUACUCAGUGAACCAGCCAGCCUAUUGAUCUCCAGUGUUCGUUCCGUCUGUCUGUCUGUCUGUCUGUCUGUCUGUCUGUCUGUCUGUCUGUCUGUCUGUCUGUCUGUCUGUCUGUCUGUCUGUCUGUCUGUCUGUCUGUCUGUCUGUCUGUCUGUCUGUCUGUCUGUCUGUCUGUCUGUCUGUCUGUCUGUCUGUCUGUCUGUUCUGUCUGUCUGUCUGUCUGUCUGUCUGUCUGUCUGUCUGUCUGUCUGUCUGUCUGUCUGUCUGUCUGUCUGUCUGUCUGUCUGUCUGUCUGUCUGUCUGUCUGUCUGUCUUCUGUCUGUCUGUCUGUCUGUCUGUCUGUCUGUCUGUCUGUCUGUCUGUCUGUCUGUCUGUCUGUCUGUCUGUCUGUCUGUCUGUCUGUCUGUCUGUCUGUCUGUCUGUCUGUCUGUCUGUCUGUCUGUCUGUCUGUCUGUCUGUCUGUCUGUCUGUCUGUCUGUCUGUCUGUCUGUCUGUCUGUCUGUCUGUCUGUCUGUCUGUCUGUCUUCUGUCUGUCUGUCUGUCUGUCUGUCUGUCUGUCUGUCUGUCUGUCUGUCUGUCUGUCUGUCUGUCUGUCUGUCUGUCUGUCUGUCUGUCUGUCUGUCUGUCUGUCUGUCUGUCUGUCUGUCUGUCUGUCUGUCUUGUCUGUCUGUCUGUCUGUCUGUCGUCGUGUCUGUCUGUCUGUCUGUCUGUCUGUCUGUCUGUCUCUGUCUGUCUGUCUGUCUGUCUGUCUGUCUGUCUGUCUGUCUGUCUGUCUGUCUGUCUGUGUCUGUCUGUCUGUCUGUCUGUCUGUCUGUCUGUCGUCUGUCUGUCUGUUGUCUGUCUGUCUGUCUGUCUGUCUGUCUGUCUGUCUGUCUGUCUGUCUGUCUUUACAUGGGAACUCUAUGGUAUUCAGACAUUUAAGGACAUUUUAAAUAAAUAAAUGCAUAUAGAGAAGGCAAAUUAUCUAUGUAGAAAAUAUAGAGUAAUAUAGACAUUUGUUGCUAUUGUUAUCUUUAUCUUGAUGAAACGCUAUCUUAGCUGAGGGUAGACUGUUGAUGUAGGCUACAGCAGACACACGCUGUACAUGGAAAGGAGAAAUACUUUGCUUGUUUUUUCCUGUAUGGUUUAUUUACAUGGUUUUACUGUGCUUGUUUUUUAACCUACAAAAGAGACAAAUGUUGAAUCAAAAGUUGGUUGAGUGAUUUUUCUUUUUCUUUUCUUACGGAAUUGAAUUAUUAACGUCACACAAUAGAUGUGGAACAAAAAAUGCCUUUCAGAUGUAAUUAUCCAGUAUAUCCCAAGAGUGUCAACCGCUGGUCAGUUUCUGGCUUUCUCAGGGCUUACAGUUUCAGCUACAUUAAUACCAUACAAUCAUCCACACAAUCAGAGCCUCUCAAACGUCAUCGCCGUAGAGACGGGUCAUACACUGUACUUGUGGAUGACGUGAAAUAAUAGCCAUACAGAACAGGAUUGAAGAGGUUUCGAUGUAAGAUGUCCACACACGGAAUAUGACGGUCAUAUAGGAGGACAUUGUGGUGUGUCCUUGUCUCUCUUUUUCACUCCUCCGUCCCUGUGCACAGCCAAGGGAACCAUGGAUAGACCAGCCCAGAUACAGAGCUCAGUCCUGGGUAUAAUAAGGGAUCUGACACCAUGGAUAAAACAAAGCACUAGGAUCACAUUCUCUUCAAUUGCAGUGUGGUGAAAUGUCAAUUAUCUAUCAGUCUACCAGUGACCUAUUUCUUUCAGUAAAAUAACAUAUGCUGUAUGUAAUGGCAGGCUAUGAAACUGCAAGGCAGCCAUGUUGACUGAGGCUACUGCCAGUGAGGUGGGAGGAGCUGGCGUUUCUCAAAACUGAGUUUCCUUGGUAUAGGAUCUGCAUAUCACUGAUGUCAAAGCACAGCUUUCAUUUCCCCCUAUUUUAGAAAUUAGUUUUCACAGCAGGCAUUCAACGCUGCAAAGAUAAUUGCAUGAAGGUGAAUGGAGAAAGGCGUCUGCCCCCAUCCGAGUCCUGCCUGAUUAGCUCUGUUUAUACCUGGUUCCAACCUGAUGCCUUUGUCCUGAUCUUGUUCACAUUCUGAUUGUGCCCACAUUUUUAGACCCGUGUAGACAAUUAAAAGACGCAUUGUGAUCCGAUUUUAUAAGUGUAAACAGACAAGAUCAGGACGAAGGUUGCAUGUUAACAGCAGGUUUAAACAGGGCUAUUGACAGAGAAAGGAGUGGCAUGCUGAGGAUCAACAGUCUGAAUGAUAUUCUGGAUUAUCUGCACAGUAUUCACACCCAGAUGGUUUCAGUGGGCAGAACAUCAUAACAUCAUACUCUGGAGCGGCUCGAGACAAUGGAGAGAGAUUAGGUUCUGAACAAUAUCAUGGAAUGGUACUGGAUUCUGGACCACCACCACAGCUCAGCUCAGCUCUGUUCUUCACAGCUUUUCUCUGUCCUUCGUGUACAGAGCGGGUCCUGUGUCAUGUGCUCUUGAUGUCUGAACAGAAGCCAGAGUCAGUCUCUUGCCAUAAUGACGCCAAUCAUCAUUGUCUGUCUGGAGACUCUUCUGGACUGUAAUGAACUGUAACAAGCAUACCAUAAUGAUGUGAAUUUUGUUCAAUCAGCUAUUCAUUUGUUAGCUUCCCACCCAUGUCCUUGUUAAUUGGAAGUGGAGCCCGUUCUCAUAAUGUAGUUGGACAGCAUUGUUGUUCUCACUACAAGUGUAGGUCCUUAUGCCAGCUCUCCCCGUGUAGAAACGUUAGGUAAGCAGAAACACACCUCUCACAUUGCCAAAACCAGGGAAGUUCAAGUCAAGUGAUCACAUCCAUGUCUGAAGCCAGUCUCGGGAUGACGGAAGAAGCAUGGAACCUUGCAAGACCUCUCCACAAACCCCUACAUAUCCACAACACUGAUAUAUUGAUCUCUACCUGAAUGCUGUGAAGUGACACCCGUUUCUUUUGCUGUGGCAGUCAGUCUGUCAGUACCUGGUUCCUCCCUCUCUGUAUCAACCCCACAGGGACACGGAGUCAGUUCAGUGUGUACGUCAAGUUGUACAGUGCAUAUCAAUACCUGUGACUGCUUGGCUGCGGUUAGACAGCCAAUUCUGAUAUUCGUUUUGACGAAUUGGUCUUUUGACCAAUCAGAUCAGCUCUGAAAAAGAUCUGAUGUAAAAAGAUCUGAUUGAAGAACUGAAUUGGCCUGCCUGUGUAAAUGCAGCCCUUGUGUUCCAUUUAAAGCCUAUGGUACAUUACAAAACAUGUACUACGAUUCAGAGGAUAUUCUAUGAGAGGACAUGACCAGUAUUUAUUGUAGCACCUUUGUCACUGUGUUCACAGUACAUUUGAUUACAAUGAUCUUCAUGAUGUACAAUAGGAAUGGUAAGGUGGAAUAGAGAGUAAGAUCAUUUGACACGCUAUUGAGUCUUUGCUUUAAAUGGUUUUUUGUUCCGUCUGUAUAGAUAAUGCCUGGUUGGAUAUGAAUGACAGAGAAAUAAAUGGGGGAGAGAGAAAUAGACAGAGGGAGAAGUUGGAUAGUGAAAUAAAUCGAUUAGAUCUUUCACUUCCUCAGCAUCACUUUGUAUUUUAUUGACCUUUAAGUGUCCGGCGAUUGACUGGAACCAGACGACUUGUCAACAUGUCCUGCUUUCUAAUGUCAAAGGUGUUAGAUCCUCUCCACACACACACACACACACACACACACACACACACACACACACAUAUAUACACACACACACAUA